Trichoplusia ni (cabbage looper) is the source of this 1247-nucleotide messenger RNA. Its product is annotated as cationic trypsin-like. Bases 66 to 1115 code for a protein of 349 amino acids. The record is from RefSeq and is a predicted model, not a curated record. NCBI's taxonomy places the organism in Eukaryota, Metazoa, Arthropoda, Insecta, Lepidoptera, Noctuidae. The transcript has 7 exons. Gene Ontology annotation, molecular function: serine-type endopeptidase activity. Gene Ontology annotation, biological process: proteolysis.
AAAAUAUGUAUAUAAAAAGAUGUUCUUGUUUCAAUUCGUUAGUUACAAAGCACUGAAGUGAAAACAUGGGAAAAAUUGUGCUCUUAUUAGGACUUGCACUUAUUGGUGCAAGUGCCUUGCCCGCUGAAACCACAGAAAAUGGAGUUACCACAUAUGCUGAGGCAUCAAAUGAUCAGUUUCCCUUCAUGGUUUCCGUGCAGCAGCUUGGGGGAGCACCGAAUAGUGCGACCGCGUGUGGAGGAGUUUUGAUCUCCUUGGAACAUGUAUUGACAACAGCCAGCUGUUUAAAUGAACUACGGGAGGAAGGACCUCUAGAUCCCAUCGCAGCUGGCAAUAUAAGAGUUUUUGCUGGUGACAGGAAUAUUAAUAAUAUCCUUGACGCAAACCGUAUUCGAGUUGCUGAAUCAUUCACAGUGCACCCACAAUACCAGGGUAGCCCAGCCUACCUCAACGAUAUUGCUAUCAUAAAGUUGACGACGCCUUUCGUUCAGACCGCUGUUUUGAAAGCCUUGGGCCUGCCCCCACACUCGGAGAGCGCUCAAGAAUCAGCGACCACCUGCACUCUUUCAGGCUGGGUUCCUGCAGCAGUCAAUACAAAUCUGCAACCGAUCCUUAAGUUUGCGACGAAGACACUGUUAGCUCAGUCCGAAUGUUUAAUCGUACCGACAACACCCGCACCCUCCACUACUCCUGAAGAUACGCCACCAGAAGGCUCUCAACCAGAGGAAACUCCCCCAGGAGAAACUCCCCCAGAAGGUUCAGAGCCAGGAGAUGAACAACCAGUACAGACGCCACAAUUGUUUGACGAGGCUGCUACUACAACACCAACUACGAUAUGCACUGAACCUUCAGUAGACUCAACCUCUGGAUGCGCUGUUCUUGACGGCAACCCCUUGGUCUGCGACAACCAACUUGUUGGUAUUCUGUUCCAUAGCAACAAAUGUACGGCCAAUAGGAACAAUGAAGUCUUCACUCGCGUCGCCCACUAUUCACCGUGGAUCGCAGAAGUUACUGGCAUUGAAGUACCUUCUUCUUCUUCUACCUUCAAGCCCGCCUUUGCGUUUGUAUCUAUCAUCGCUUUGAUUCAAAUUGUAACCUCAAAAUUCUUUAUCUAAAAACAUAUUUAAUCAGUCAAUUUACAUCGAUUACAUAAAUAUGAAUGAAUUAUAAAUAUCGGUUUCAUCUUAAUCCAAGUGUUGUUUCUUAUUCCUUGAUCAACCAAUAGAGGCAUUUGUUUUGACAAAAGA